Molecule: messenger RNA, 1323 nt
Organism: Cooperia oncophora
Lineage: Eukaryota; Metazoa; Nematoda; Chromadorea; Rhabditida; Trichostrongylidae
Source: the annotation of a GenBank genome assembly
AUGAACUCGUACUGCGAUCCUGACCUCUUUGUACCGCUUGAGGUCGCUGUGAUGUUUAUUUCGACAGCCGCCAUACCAAAGUAUUGCUGGACUAGUUACGGCCAACGCAUACAGCACGACCACACGUUCUACACUGUCACCACCACGACGCUCAAUGACGAUAACCUGUCAUCGGUACUCAAAAUGAAGUCCAGCACUCGCAGCGACAAUCUUACAUGCGUUGCAGUGAAUCCAGCUGGCCAAGUCGCUCGAUCGGUCAGCGUCCAGAUACGUGGGCCAGGCAGCCCGCCGUCCACUGUCACAGUGCAAAGUGAACGAGGUGGCUAUACCGUAUCUUGGCUACCACCAUCACAUCCAAAUGGAACAUCACAGGUUCUGGCGAAGUCCGAGGAAGCUUUUUACGUGCGUGUUCAAGCCGCAGCUGACAGUGGACCAGGAGUGAUCUCUGAUAUUGUGGCAAUCGAAAAAGAUACCAUUCCAAUCACAGUCUCACUCGAAUAUACUUCACCACCAGGUCGAGAACACUUACUAGUAGAAUCGUGGGAAAAGAUCAAUGUCCGUUGUGUUGCUCGGGGUAAACCUCGGCCAUUGUUAUUUUACGUCCUCACUGAAGUUGGGGAGGAUCCAGAAGCUGAGAUCAAUGUCCGUUGUGUUGCUCGGGGUAAACCUCGGCCAUUGUUAUUUUACGUCCUCACUGAAGUUGGGGAGGAUCCAGAAGCUGAGGAGGACAUAUGGCACUUACUCGACGUUCAAGUGGAACGUGACAGUAUUGUAGGUGAAGUGGAAUUCUCCACUUUCACAUCAAAGACGCUCCACUGUAAAGCGAAAAACACUGCUGGCUCGAAUUCCUCAUCGCUAACUUUCAUUGUGAAAAAACCGGGAGAUCCUCCACGUGAUAUCCAGGUGUUAUCGAUCGACUCUCGUGAUGUCAUUAUUGUAUGGAAAGCUCCAAAAUAUCCGAAUAUGAAAAUCGAGUCCUACGAGCUACUCCUCAGCGACGACGUGGAAGAAGAUGAAGAAUACUGGCAGAAAUAUCGCACUGCAAUCAGAAAUGACUGCCUGGCCAGUGACAAGCGUACUAUGAAAUCCUCCUUGCCGACGGAUCAGCUGAAACCGUCCUACGAUUACUAUGUGAAGGUUCGAGCCAUCAAUGAAGCAGGAGCCGGACCACUUUCUGAGGCGAUUCAUUUCACCACGCCAAAUGGAGGACCAGAACAUCCUCCAACAGGUGUUAGUGUCGAGAUCAAUGAGGCAAACAUAGCCGUGGUACGAUGGAAUCCACCGAAUUCGACUACAGAGAUUCUGGUCAGCGGGUUAUUCUAG